AUGGAUCCGACCGCGGAUUUUGAGCGGACUGAUGUUGGUGCCGGCCAAGACCCUGCGGGAAACCUCCCCGCUGAAGAUGCCGGCCUUUCCGAGAUGACCUUAGUUGUACGCUUGAACAACGCCACCUCUCUUGCGCCAACUGCCCCAGAUCCACAGACAGUUGUCAAUGACACUCCCGCUGCAAACCCCGCUCCGGAGGCUACCGGCGAACAAACUGCGAGUUCAGAUACUGUCGCCGCCUCCAACAUCCAUGGGAAUGUCAAUGACGCUGCCAGAGAGUUCGAAGUGCUGGAGGAGCCAGCCGAUGCCCACGAGACCUUGAUUAGCUUAAUGACAUUCGGGGUUUUGAUGCACUCUCGUACUAAUGACUUGCAUUACCUGGUAAUGAUGAAGAAAGAGGUGGAAAGAUACGCCCAAGCUUCGGGAUUGGACAUUGAGGUGCCCGACAACGAAGCUGAUCACAUUUUGAACAUUUUGUUCAGAGGCCAAGAUCCUUGGCUCCGGGAGGAGGCAAACGGUGAAGCCAGAAGACUCAAAAAAUACUGGCCAGAAGUAGAGUCUGCAGGCUUGACUGGAGAAGCUCUUCGUCGUCUGUCCCGACAGCUACGCGACCCUGAAUUCACUCAUUAUUGUGACGCAAGAAUGCGCCGACAGAUUGUCGUUGAGUGGUGCAUCCGAUAUCAAGAUCGCUCUUCCUCUUCCAUCGAAGAAAUGAAAAAGUUACUGCUCAAAGUUUGGAAAUCCUGCCAAGCCCAGAGGCAGUGCAUUGGACCAGCGAAGGUAGACUGGGCCCCUUACGAUGGCAAGAUGGCGCAUAUUGUUCAAAAGAUCAACAAUACCAGCGAUCCAGACUGCGAGCGCAACUUCUACAUGGGAAUGUUACGCACCUCAAUUUACAAGAAGGAGAUCAACUUGAAGGCACUGCAGGCAGCCAACAGCAAGACGCUUUUGCAGAACGACUUUGGCAUCGGUCCCUCGAGACGUCUCGACGACAUCACACAGCCGUUGGAGGACUUUUCUCGCCUAGUGGAUGCGAACGAGGCACGCGUGAAGGGGAGGGAGCUUUACGUCUGUGGAAAAUACAGCGGCGCACUUCCGGUUCACGCUGCUAUUAGCUGCUUCCAGAGCUCCAUCAAUCUGGACAAGAUCUUUCUACGGGAUCUGGAGCAGAGAGCGGCCGACUCUGAAGCCAUCAACGAAGCUGAAGCCAAUGAAGAUGCUGCAGCUAUCGGCCAGGAGUCAUUUGCCGAGAUGGAAACCGAAGAGGAGCCUGCCGCCGUGGUUGGAGCGGAUGAAUCCACGUACUACAACGCCGCGACUAGCAUGCUCACUGAGGAUUCUGACUGCGCCAGCGAGGGUGAAUCCUACAUUCUAACGGAUGAUGAGGAAGCUCGUGCUGAGUUAGAGUGGCUUCCGGAGUCCGACGAGGAGAUGCAGUGUGGAGACAACAGCUCUGAUUACAGCGACAACUCGGACUGCAGCACUACUAGCAGCGUUGAGGAGAUGAGUGAGUGA
Akanthomyces muscarius is the source of this 1515-nucleotide messenger RNA. RefSeq lists its product as uncharacterized. Bases 1 to 1515 code for a protein of 504 amino acids. NCBI's taxonomy places the organism in Eukaryota, Fungi, Ascomycota, Sordariomycetes, Hypocreales, Cordycipitaceae. The record is from RefSeq and is a predicted model, not a curated record. The transcript is spliced from 5 exons.